Mugil cephalus (flathead mullet) is the source of this 1577-nucleotide messenger RNA. RefSeq names its product protein phosphatase 1, regulatory subunit 27a (gene ppp1r27a). Lineage: Eukaryota; Metazoa; Chordata; Actinopteri; Mugiliformes; Mugilidae. The record is from RefSeq and is a predicted model, not a curated record. Gene Ontology annotation, molecular function: phosphatase binding. The transcript has 3 exons. Bases 249 to 959 code for a protein of 236 amino acids.
GUCCCCGUCGGCCCCUCAGACAACAUGAGCCGCGAGCGUCAGCGGGAGCCAGAGAAUCGGAUAUGACCGAGUGAAGCGAAAAGGAUUUGGAAAAGUGAUCAUUCAGGAGCUGAAACUAAAGACUGAACGGACUGAAAAAGGCGAAGGAUACUGCUCUUUUUAUUGGAUUGUUCCGUUCCUUUGGAUUUCUCUUCUUCCUUCCUCCUGAGCUCAGAGCAAAGAGGAGGACGACGAAACCACAAGCGAGGAUGAAGUACAACUAUCACACACCCGUGUCCACGUACACCGGCAGGUCACAGUACACGCCGACGUACAUCACGCCGAGCCACUACACGCCGUCACACUACACGCCAGCAUCAGCGUACACGAGCACGUACGCCUCGGCCUCGAAGUACAAACCGACGCAGUACAGCACCACCUCCUACACCCCGUCCCACUACACGCCGUCCUACAAAGCUGCGUCCACGUACGUCCCGUCCUACAGCAAAGCUUCCCGGGCCAGUUCCACCCGUCGCACACAGGCUCAGGAGAAACCAGCGCCCGUCAUCCCCGUCGUACCCGCAAAGAGGACGGUGCACUUCCCCAACGACAUCAUCUUCCAGGACAUCGUCCGGCGAGGAGACAUGGAGCAGAUCGGCCGCUUCAUGAGGGCGAGGAAGGUCCGCGUGGACACGCUCUUCCACUCAGGAAUGGCGGCGCUGCACGAGGCCGUGCUGACCGGGAACCUGGAGGUGGUGAAGCUGCUGGUGAAGUACGGCGCCGACGUCCACCAGAGGGACGAGGACGGAUGGACGCCGCUCCACAUGGCCUGCAGCGAUGGAUACCCGGAGAUCGCCAGUUAUCUCCUGUCGAUGGGAGCCAGCACUGAGGCAGAGAACGAGAGCGGAGAGAAGCCAGCAGACCUGAUAGACCCGGACUGUAAAGAGCUGGCACAGCUGUUUGAAACCGGCUGCGUUUAAAAAAAAAGGAAAAGAAAGAACCACUGAGAACUCAAGAAUACGAAGAAACCAAACGAACGUCAGGGCGCGGGAGAACAUUUCCAACUCAGCUCACAGGAAAGCGACAUUCUGUUUGUUAGUUUCUAAAGUGAACGGUUAUUUUGAGAUGCUCCAUUAAGUUUUUUUUUCUUUUUGUGGUUAUUUUAUUUUAUUUGACUUUGUUUUGUGUAUUUGUAUAUCGAUCACACCACCAGUGACGGUCUUUUUGUGUCGUCACUUUUUAUGGUUGCACUCUGCAAACUGUACGUUUUCCAAAAUGUGGUGAUACGUGGACUUUAUAACAUAGAUUUUGGUUAUUGUGUAGGAAGAGUUGUGUUUCCUUGCUGCUGGGCAGAAAGAGGAUCAUCCACAUUAAUAAGUAACACUUUAUUAAUAAUCAGUCCUUUUUAAAAAAGAAAAAAAAGACACCAGGUUACAUGUUGCACAAUCUCUUUGACCUGCUGCUGUGUUUCCCUAAUGUGUUAUUUCGCUGUUUUCUGUAGUAAAAAUGCAAAUGUCAGCGAAGAAAGUCUUAUAAUUUUCUGUUUGCUAAUUAUUUUUGUACAUUUUCAUAAAUAAAGAAAAAAACUUUUGUAAAGA